Messenger RNA from Aspergillus japonicus CBS 114.51, 2382 nucleotides. Its product is annotated as protein phosphatase regulator REG1. The transcript has 10 exons. Gene Ontology annotation, biological process: protein catabolic process in the vacuole; cellular response to glucose starvation. Lineage: Eukaryota; Fungi; Ascomycota; Eurotiomycetes; Eurotiales; Aspergillaceae. The coding region runs from base 1 to 2382 and encodes 793 amino acids. The record is from RefSeq and is a predicted model, not a curated record.
AUGACUGCCGUUCUUCCCGCCUCUCGAGAGGAGCACUCACGCUUCUCUCCAGAUUCUUUUCGGUCCCCUAUCACUCAGACCUACUUCAUCGAGGAGCCAGAGAUUGCUACCGCCAAGUCUGUUGUUCAUGGCUUUCAAUCAAGAGCCUAUGCCAAUCCGAUCGGAUCGAUGCACCCUCUCGACCCACCCUCUCCGGAUCUUGCACUCUCUGCUGCGGACCAUUUCUCGUCGACAGCCACCGCUUUCAGCAGUUUGUCUUUGAAUGUGGGUGACGACCAGGAUGGCAGUGAAUUGAUAUUACCGUCGUAUGAUUCUCACCAGUUCAUCCCAAAAGAACCGGAAGCUCUCAGUGAAGUCUCAGUAGACUCAUCGGCGGACCUUCAGCGAUGGAGAGCGCACACACCAGCUGCCGACGACAGUUCAAUCGAAGAUGAGCCGUCGAGACAUGUUGAUUAUUUAUCCCACGAGUGGCGGCAGGAGGAUAUAUGGGCCUCGUGGCGGUAUGUGGUCGCCCGGCGAAGCGCCUACGAUAACGGAGUGAGGUUGGAGAAUGCGUCAUGGCGAACAUGGGGCAAGCUGAAGAUGAAUUUGGGCACGGUAUCCCCGGAGACUCUAAACUGGCUUAAGGACUGUGACGUGACAUGGCUGUAUGGCCCGUUGAAAACGUGCGAUAGACGAGAAUUGACAUUGGAUGACUCCCCACCUCCAAGUCGAUUUGCAACGCCAACUCUUUAUCCGGAUAGGAAGCCGAUUCUAAAAAAGAGAACAGCAUCUGAAACUAUCCUCCAACGCUCUCUAUCCCAGCAUACUCUCCUCCAGCAUGCGGGGGCUAUUCUGAAAGCACAGGAGGCGGAGACGAAUCGAAGUCGGCCGUCUUUCCAGCGCUGCCCCUCGGACCUUGAGCAGGUGCCAAACCAAUUGGCCGCUACUCUUGUUCCGGCGUCCAUUCAUGGAACCACAACCGAGACAACGUCGUCAGGCAUUGGGUCACCCAGUGAAAAACGGCAUAUCCAUUUCAACAAUGAGGUAGUGCAAUGUAUUGCUGUGGAAGCAAAGGAGGAAGAUGAUGAGACGCAAAGGGCUUGCGAUGACUCUUCCUCGGAGGAUGGUGUCGUGAUGAUGAAACAGAUUCAUCCUAACAUAGAACGGAGCGAUCGGGGCACACCCCGUGGUAGUAUUAGUGGCGAUAACAAAACCAUUGCUCCGCUUCCUUCGACGACGUUGAAGUAUCGUGGAGACACUCCCGAGCCUCCGGCAGGCUCGAUAAUGGAUCGCUGGUCCUACUAUUUUUCUUCCUCGACUCCCUUGGAACAGACUACUCGACCUUCUGCUUCCGCCAACUUCCUCUUGGACGACGACGGCGGCGACUAUACCUUUGAUUGGGACUCAAAUCCGGGAUCCCAGGAAUCAUCUCAUUACAGCCGUCCCUGGUUCGUCAAUCCCGAAGAUGACGAAGAGCUCGGUCACUACUGCGGCUCGACUUCAACGGGGUCUACACCCACCGAAGACGAGGAAAGCUCGAAUGGCAGCGUCCUCGAGCGCUUUAUGUAUACAAUGAAUACAGCCAAAGACAUCGCUCACGUGAUAUGGAAUAUAGGUCGAGGCGUUCCGGGUUCUGAUGACGUUCUUGCGCUGUCCUUAUUUUGCAUCCGCCAAGGGAGUGAUAAUGAAUCCAACGUGACCCCAGUGUGUGAAAGCUGCAUUCGAUCACAAAUUGCUGCCUUGAAGAAGGGUACUAGGUGGCUAGCUGUGAUUCAUUAUCAGGUCCGCGCUUCCAAUGAGGCACACCAGCGGCAACAAACCGGCAGUGAUACCCACAUUGAUUUCUCCAACCGUGGCUUCGCACGACAAUCAUUCAUCCAAGGCAACCGAAGCAUCAAUCAGAAUCCUGCACGAGUCUUCGACGACCAGUGUCGCCAGGUCAAUAGUCUAGAACAACCUCUAAUUGAAGAGCAACUCGACAGGGACUCUGGAGGCCAGCUACGUACCUUACUCCAGUCAGUACCUUGGGGUAAGUUACUGUACAGUACAGUACCCGUCCACGAAAUGACGGCAAGACUACUUACUUACUGGUCUUCAAUCAUCCCUCCGUCGGAGUUCCAAGCACCACGGCCCAAGGUUGAGUCCGAAGAACCAGCUCAGACGCUGAUGAUUGGCUGGGCUGAGGAGGUUCCCGGUGACGUGGAGAGGGGGAAAUCAGAGACGAAGCUCAUGCAGACAAAGGGGGAAAAUACAGGUGAGGAGAAAGCAUAUACCGCGGGGGCUGGACUUAUGGGUAAGGGUACUAUCGCUCCGGAUGGCUUAUCGCAUUUAUUGCGUCAUGAUGGUACAUCAACCACCAACUCGGAAAGUAUUGCCUGUUACACCAUGUCACCACCCUGA